CGCCGCCUCGCCGCGACACCGCGUCCCCGCCGUCUCGACCCCGUCCGCAAUCUUGAGGGUAAACAUGGCGAGGCUGGUGUCGACUUCCCUCGUCAGGGGGCUCGUGCGAUCGUGCCGCGCGUCCAGCACCGCGACUGUGACACGACCAACUUUCCAACAGCUCAUGCCCUACUCAUCAGCACCCAGUGGUGAUUCUAACGUGAGUGAUGGCACAAGUACAACACGAGUAGCUGCUGAUCCUGAUACACAUCAAGAUUUCCAGCCUACAAGCAAAGGUUCUGGCGUGUCUUUGCAUGACAUCGUUGCUCAGGAUAUCAAGGAAAAUCCAGUCUUGAUCUACAUGAAGGGUUAUCCUGAUGCUCCCAGGUGUGGAUUCAGUGCACUAGCAGUGAAGGUCCUCCAGCAAUACGGUGUCUCUAUCAGUGCUAGAGAUAUUCUGAGUAAUAUGAAGCUCAAGGAGAGUGUCAAAGCUCACACUAACUGGCCUACAUUUCCCCAAAUAUUUAUCAAAGGAGAGUUCGUUGGCGGAUCUGAUAUCAUAUUAAACAUGCACCAGAAAGGUGAACUUAAGGAUCUACUCGGUGAUAUCAAUGCACAAAAGGGCGAGCAAGACAGUACCCCGUGAAACAAGCCACAGUGUCAGCAUUAGCUUGGAGAUGGGAGCUCUCUGUUGUUUCUGAGCAGCAUUAGCAAGGAUGAAUAUCCGUCGGUUCCAAGAGCAUGAAAGUUUUUAUUUCAUGAUAAAUAAAUGCAACUUCUCAAAACUGUUUUUUUGUGUGUACGUUGUAAUUUCUAGUCAUGUGUUCUCAGUUGGAUUCUACUUUGGGCUUCACUUAGGUUGUGACAAUAAAUGAUUAGGCUGUUUACAUACUUAGAUAUAUGCUCCUGUAUAUCUUGCCAGUUAAUCUUAUUUAUGUUACCGACUUA
This is a messenger RNA of Lolium rigidum, 927 nucleotides long. Its product is annotated as monothiol glutaredoxin-S4, mitochondrial-like. The coding region runs from base 65 to 625 and encodes 186 amino acids. NCBI's taxonomy places the organism in Eukaryota, Viridiplantae, Streptophyta, Magnoliopsida, Poales, Poaceae. The transcript is spliced from 7 exons. The record is from RefSeq and is a predicted model, not a curated record.